CUUCCCCACUCACAUAAAUCUCUCUCUCUCUCUCUCUCUCUGCCCGAGCCCAGCAGUAAAAAAAUCGGGUGAGGUGAAGAGGGGAGGGAGAGUCCUGUGAGAAGCGAGCGAGGGGAACGAGGCCGGCCGCGAAAUCGGAGGUGAAUUCGAGGGGAGGAGCUCAGCCCGGCCGGGAAUUCGCGCGAUUCGGGCGCGGGCGAGGGGGGCGCCGGGGUGAGCGCGCGCGCGGAGGCGCCGCGGAUGUGAAGAUCUGGUGCUCGCCAUGGCUCCUCCCGGCGGCGGCCGCUGCUGCUGCUGCGCACGCGUCGGGAUGUGGAGGCGUCGGGCGGGAGCGGGGGCGGGGGCGAGGGGGAUGGCGCCGCGGCGGCGCGAGGUGGCGGCGGCUUCGGCGGAGGCGGAGGUGGAGGGGCGGAGGACGGCAUGUACACGGAGCUCUGGAACCUCUGCGCCGGCCCGCUGGUCACGGUGCCCAGUGUCGGGGACAAGGUCUACUACUUCCCGCAGGGACACAUCGAGCAGGUGGAGGCAUCGACCAACCAGGUGGCUGAGCAGCACAUGCAACUGUACAAUCUCCCAUGGAAGAUCCUGUGCGAGGUCAUGAACGUUGAAUUGAAGGCCGAACCAGACACUGAUGAGGUUUAUGCCCAGCUUACUCUGCUCCCUGAAUCGAAGCAGCCAGAUGAGAAUGGCUCUAGUGAGCAAGAGAUGCCUGCUGCACCCUCUGCUGCACCUGCGAGGCCACGUGUGCACUCGUUCUGCAAGACCUUGACAGCCUCGGACACCAGCACACAUGGUGGCUUCUCGGUGCUGCGACGUCACGCGGACGAGUGCCUCCCGCCACUGGAUAUGAGCCGUCAACCUCCAACACAAGAGCUUGUGGCCAAGGAUCUGCAUGGUGCCGAAUGGCGCUUUCGCCACAUAUUCAGAGGUCAGCCACGAAGGCAUCUUUUGCAGAGUGGCUGGAGUGUCUUUGUUAGCGCCAAGCGACUUGUUGCUGGGGAUGCCUUCAUCUUUCUAAGAGGUGUGAAUGGGGAGUUGCGUGUUGGAGUUAGGCGUGCAAUGAGGCAGCAAGCAAAUGUUCCAUCUUCAGUAAUAUCAAGCCACAGCAUGCAUCUUGGAGUUCUUGCUACAGCAUGGCAUGCUGUUAACACUGGAACCAUGUUCACUGUCUACUAUAAACCUAGGACAAGUCCAGCAGAGUUUGUGGUUCCCUGUGAUCGCUACAUGGAAUCGCUGAAACGAAAUUACCCAAUAGGGAUGAGAUUUAAAAUGAGGUUUGAAGGUGAAGAGGCUCCAGAGCAAAGGUUUACUGGGACCAUUGUCGGAAAUGUGGAUCCUGAUCAAGCUGGAUGGCCUGAAUCUAAAUGGCGUUACCUUAAGGUGAGGUGGGAUGAAGCUUCCUCCAUUCCACGCCCUGAAAGGGUUUCUCCCUGGCAAAUAGAACCUGCUGUAAGCCCUCCCCCUAUCAAUCCGCUUCCGGUGCACAGACCCAAAAGGCCUCGCUCUAAUGCUGUAGCAUCCCUGCCUGAUUCUUCAGCUCCGACAAAAGAAGCGGCUCCUAAGGUCACAGUGGAGGCUCAACAGAAUGCCCUACAAAGGGUCUUGCAGACGCAGGAUAAUGCAACCCCAAAAAGUGCUUUUGGUGAUAAAAGUGAGCUGGAUGCUGCUCAGCAGUCAGUCUUGCGACCAUCAGGAUUUGAUCGGGAGAAGAGUACCAUUGGUACGCAGAGGAAGCUGGGUUCAGAUAGUUGGAUGCAGAUGAGCAGGCCUGAGAGUUACAAUGAGAUGUUAUCUGGAUUAUCUGGAUAUCAGCAACCUAAAGAUCUACAAAAUCAGCAGGGAUUCUGUUCUUUACCUGAUCAGAUUGCUGCUGGCCGUCCUAACUUCUGGCACACUGUAAAUGCUCAUUAUCAGGAUCAGCAAGGCAAUCACAAUAUGUUUGGUUCAUGGUCCAUGAUGCCUUCAAGUACUGGCUUCGGGUUGAACAGACAAAACUAUCCAAUGAUACAGGAAGUUGGUGCGAUGCCUCAGAGUUCUGCAAAUACCAAAUUUGGGAAUGGAGUUUAUACUCCACUGCCUGGCCGUGGCAUCGAUCAAUACUCAGCUGGAUGGUUUGGCCAUAUGGUACCUGGUUCUCGCAUGGAUGAUGCACAGCCACGCGUGAUCAAGCCUCAACCUUUGGUUCUUGCUCAUGGUGACGCUCAGAAAAUGAAAGGCAAUUCAUGCAAGCUUUUUGGAAUUCACCUUGACAGCCCAGCUAAAUCUGAACCUUUGAAGUCUCCACCAAGUGUUGCAAAUGAUGGGAUGCCACAAACUCCAGCAGCAGCUGAAUGGCGGAGGGUAGACACAACUGAAGUAGAGAAAAGUUCUGACCCACCUAAGACGCCAAAGCAACUUGAUGCUCCACAGGCAGAUCCUGUCCCAUGCCCACAAUCUUCAAGAAGCACACAGUGUAAAUCACAAGGUGGAUCAACCAGAAGCUGCAAGAAGGUCCACAAGCAAGGAAUCGCCCUUGGCAGGUCUGUGGAUCUUACAAAGUUCAAGGGCUACACGGAAUUGGUCUCUGAGCUGGAUGAGAUGUUUGACUUCAACGGUGAGCUGAAAGGUUCUAACAAGGAAUGGAUGGUUGUCUACACCGACAACGAAGGCGAUAUGAUGCUGGUCGGCGAUGAUCCCUGGGACGAGUUCUGCAACAUGGUCCACAAGAUCUUCAUCUACACAACGGAGGAGGUCCAGCGGAUGAAUCCAGGCACCCUGAACUCGGGGUCUGAGGACAGCCCUGCUAAUUCAAUGGAGAGGGGUUCUGCUGUCAGGGAGACACUGCCAGCCUCAUCCCUUAACUCUGGGAACUGCUAAUGCCUUCGCAGCUGGUCUUUUGAAGUAACAGCAGAGGACGGAAGGCGAUGUAUCCAUAGGUCUGGUAGUGGAGCUUAAUGCUUUUUAUAUGCAUUUGGAUGAGCCCAAAGUACCCUAGUAUUUAUAGCUGGCGCUCGUCCUGGUGGUCUUAAGUCGAACCCUCUCAUUUGCUGCAGUUUUGGUUUAUCUUUUGGUGAGGUAAGUUAGCCGGUCGCUUGUCCUACCACCUAAUGUAUGCGUAGAAACAACUGAGCGAAGCCCUCCCGCGCUUUCCCUCGGCACUAAGCGUUGUACAUAGCCGCGCCGCACCCCCCCCCCCCCCCCCCCCCACCCCCCCACCCCGGCAUCAUCAAGUAUAAUAUAUUGUCCGCUUAAUCGACA
Molecule: messenger RNA, 3237 nt
Organism: Setaria italica (foxtail millet)
Lineage: Eukaryota; Viridiplantae; Streptophyta; Magnoliopsida; Poales; Poaceae
Product: auxin response factor 23
Exons: 15
Coding region: 421-2856 (811 amino acids)
Biological process (GO): response to hormone; regulation of DNA-templated transcription
Cellular component (GO): nucleus
Molecular function (GO): protein binding; DNA binding
Source: RefSeq, a predicted model, not a curated record